GCCGUAGCAACCCCAUUCCCCAAGCCCUCUGUCUGUCUCCUCUGGUAGGUUCCACAAUGGUACAGGCAGCAUCACGCUGCACAAUGGUUUCCAGGCAGUGAAAGAGGGUGAUUCAGCAAGCCACUCUUCUUCUUCUUCUUCUUCUUUUUUUUAAAACCUCCCCUUCUCUUUUUAUUUUUAUGGGGGUGGUCGGUGCUUGUUAUAUGCUUACCUUUUUCCUUUCCUUUUUCAUUUUUACAAUAUUCCUUUUUUCUCCUCACCCCUCAAUUCCUAGGGGCUUGAGUGACUUUAAGAUUGGCUUUUCUUGGAAAUCACCUGUCCAUCAUUAAUUUUAAACAAUUUCCCCACCUGCAAAGAAUCUAUUCCUUAUUACAGUUUGGAAUGUGGUUAAUGAAAAACAAGUAGGGAGGAUUUCUGGGGCAAACACUGCUGGAUCAGGAUCGUAGUUCUCAAGCACGGAAUGGCUAGCUUGAGACACACCAACAGCAGGACCAUCUCAGAUCUUUGUUAUGGCAACUCAGGCAAGAAGCUGUUGAAUUAGACCCAUUUCCUGUAGAUGAGAAACCAUACAAGCAGUGGUAUUUAUGAGCCUCCAUUUAUUGUACUACUGCAGUGAACCAACCUUGGAUGUGAAAAUUGCCUUUUGUCAGGUGUGUGUUCCUUACAGGUAAAACAAGGGAUUCGAUAAACAAGUGGAUGUGUCAUAUAUUGCCAAACAUUACAACAUGAGCAAAAGCAAAGUUGACAACCAGUUCUACAGUGUGGAAGUGGGAGACUCAACCUUCACAGUUCUCAAGCGCUACCAGAAUCUAAAGCCUAUUGGCUCUGGGGCUCAGGGAAUAGUUUGUGCUGCGUAUGAUGCUGUUCUUGACAGAAAUGUGGCCAUUAAGAAGCUCAGCAGACCCUUUCAGAACCAAACGCAUGCCAAGAGAGCUUACCGGGAGCUGGUCCUCAUGAAGUGUGUGAACCAUAAAAAUAUUAUUAGUUUAUUAAAUGUCUUCACACCCCAGAAAACGCUGGAGGAGUUCCAAGAUGUUUACUUAGUAAUGGAACUGAUGGAUGCCAACUUGUGUCAGGUGAUUCAGAUGGAGUUAGACCACGAGCGAAUGUCUUACCUGCUAUACCAAAUGUUGUGUGGCAUCAAGCACCUUCACUCUGCUGGAAUUAUUCACAGGGACUUGAAACCAAGUAACAUUGUAGUCAAGUCUGAUUGUACAUUGAAAAUCCUAGACUUUGGAUUGGCCAGGACAGCAGGCACAAGCUUCAUGAUGACUCCUUAUGUGGUGACACGUUAUUACAGGGCCCCUGAGGUUAUUCUGGGAAUGGGCUACAAGGAGAACGUGGAUAUAUGGUCUGUGGGAUGCAUUAUGGGAGAAAUGGUUCGCCACAAAAUCCUCUUUCCAGGAAGGGACUAUAUUGACCAGUGGAACAAGGUAAUUGAGCAACUAGGAACACCAUGUCCAGAAUUCAUGAAGAAAUUGCAACCCACAGUAAGAAACUAUGUGGAGAAUAGGCCCAAGUAUGCAGGACUCACCUUCCCCAAGCUCUUUCCAGAUUCCCUCUUCCCAGCGGACUCCGAGCACAAUAAACUCAAAGCCAGCCAAGCCAGGGACUUGUUGUCAAAGAUGCUAGUGAUUGACCCAGCAAAAAGGAUAUCAGUGGACGACGCCUUACAGCAUCCGUACAUCAAUGUGUGGUAUGAUCCUGCCGAAGUGGAGGCGCCCCCACCCCAGAUAUACGACAAACAGCUGGAUGAAAGAGAACACACCAUUGAAGAAUGGAAAGAACUCAUUUACAAGGAAGUCAUGAGUUCAGAAGAAAAGACUAAGAAUGGCGUUGUGAAAGGACAGCCUUCUCCUUCAGGUGCAGCAGUGAACAGCAGUGAGAGUCUCCCUCCAUCCUCGUCUGUCAACGAUAUCUCCUCCAUGUCCACUGACCAGACCCUGGCAUCUGACACUGACAGCAGCCUGGAAGCCUCGGCAGGACCCCUGGGUUGUUGCAGGUGACUAGCCGCCUGCCUGCGAAACCCAGGGUUCUUCAGGAGAUGAUGUGAUGGAACACACACACGCAGACACUCACGCACACACACAAACACAGACACGCAACGACAAGAAAACAGCAAGGGAGAGAAUCCGAGCCUAAAAUUGAAACAAAUCUUUCAGCCUGCUUCUUCUCCAGAAUUCUGUAUUGCAGCUAAGCCAAAUGUAUAUUUAACUUCUAGUUGCUCUUGCUUUGGUCUUCUUCUAACAAUGCUUACUACAGAAAGCAAAUCAAACACAAUUAGAGAAGCCUUUUCCAUAAAGUGUAAUUUUAAUGGCUGCAGAACCAGCGACCUGUAACUGCCCUUUCAAAUGGCAUGACAAGGUGUGCAGUGGCCCCAUCCAGCAUGUGUGUGUCUCUAUCUUGCAUCUACCUGCUCCUUUUGGCCUAGUCAGAUGGAUGUAGAUACAGAUCCGCAUGUGUCUGUAUUCAUACAGCAUACUUACUUAGAGAUGCUACUGUCAGUGUCCUCAGGGCUCUACCAAGACAUCACGCACUGGGGUACCACAUGGUCCAUUUCAUGUGAUCUAUUACUCUGACAUAAACCCAUCUGUAAUAUAUUGCCAGUAUAUAAGCUAUUUAGUUUGUUAAUUGAUUAAGCUGUAUGUCUUACAAGAAAACAUGUAAAGGGGGGAAGAUGGGGGGAGUGAGCUCUCUUGGACCCUUGAAGAUGUAGCUUCCAAAUUUGAACUGAUUAAAUGGCACCUGUAUACCAAUUUCCAGAAAGAA
Messenger RNA from Balaenoptera musculus (blue whale), 2769 nucleotides. RefSeq names its product mitogen-activated protein kinase 10 (gene MAPK10). Bases 726 to 2006 code for a protein of 426 amino acids. NCBI's taxonomy places the organism in Eukaryota, Metazoa, Chordata, Mammalia, Artiodactyla, Balaenopteridae. Gene Ontology annotation, molecular function: ATP binding; JUN kinase activity. Gene Ontology annotation, cellular component: nucleus; cytoplasm. The transcript is spliced from 14 exons. The record is from RefSeq and is a predicted model, not a curated record. Gene Ontology annotation, biological process: JNK cascade; protein phosphorylation.